Coffea eugenioides is the source of this 663-nucleotide messenger RNA. RefSeq lists its product as uncharacterized. The coding region runs from base 58 to 426 and encodes 122 amino acids. Lineage: Eukaryota; Viridiplantae; Streptophyta; Magnoliopsida; Gentianales; Rubiaceae. The record is from RefSeq and is a predicted model, not a curated record. Gene Ontology annotation, cellular component: membrane; photosystem II. The transcript has a single exon. Gene Ontology annotation, biological process: photosynthesis.
UAUACCACUCCCUUCAAUUCUUGCAAAAGAGAAAGAAGAAAGAACAGAACAAGAAAAAUGGCCUCAGUUUCAAUGGCUAUGCCCAUGACCAAUGCAAGCCAGAAGAGGCUGCAGCCGCCAACCUCUGAUGCCUUCUUCAAGCCAUUGCCAGUGAGGCCAUCAAAGGCUGUAUUCGUUCAGCCAUCAAAGUCCAGUGCCAAGCUUCAAAUUGAAGCUUCUUUGAAGGAAAAGGCCAUCACUGGGCUAACUGCAGCUGCACUCACAGCUUCCAUGGUGGUUCCUGAUGUUGCUCAGGCAGCUGGUUCUGACCUCUCCCCAUCUCUCAAGAACUUCUUGCUCAGCAUUGCAGCUGGAGGGGUUGUCCUUGCUGCCCUGUUUGGGGCUGUUAUUGGUGUUGCCAACUUCGAUCCAGUCAAGCGAAGUUAGAUAAAAGUAUGUUAUGGGAUACUUGUCAUGGUUCUUGAUUUAUCUAUCUUCUUCUUCCUGUCCUAAUUACCUUUUUUCGAUUGAUGUUAUAUGCUACUUGAUUUUACUUCUUCCACAUGAACUCGUCUGAUGAUCACGCACCACCUGUGUGCAAUAUUCAAGUAAUCUGUGAUGUUGAUAACACAAUCAAAACGCAAAGCAUCAAUUAUUCCAACUUCUGGGUUCGAAUUUUGGGAA